AUGGCGGGACUCGCUCUGAUUAUCAGCAUGGGUCUAACCCUCUUCCUCGGUCUUAUCCCACCAGUUGAGGGUGAAAUGGUUUAUUCGAUCAACCGUGAUGGAAUUUGGUGGUGUGGAGGAGCAGCUGUGGGGUAUCCUCCGACUAUGAUUGCUUACAAUGAUUCUAAUGUUGAUGGCGCUUGCUUCGGUUAUCUUCGCUUUGUUGUUUACUCCGAAGCGGAAGCGGAGGAUCUUUUCAAAGCAUGCCAGUAA
Perkinsus marinus ATCC 50983 is the source of this 252-nucleotide messenger RNA. RefSeq lists its product as hypothetical. The transcript has 2 exons. NCBI's taxonomy places the organism in Eukaryota, Perkinsozoa, Perkinsida, Perkinsidae. The coding region runs from base 1 to 252 and encodes 83 amino acids. The record is from RefSeq and is a predicted model, not a curated record.